AUGGCUGAGGCAAAGAAGAAUACGGAAAUGCUCUACCGUAAAGUGGAUAAUUCAGGACCUUUAUGUUUCUGUAAUCUCGCUGGUGAGGGGGUGGCUGACCCAACUUUUGCGCUGAUGUCAUCUGCAGCUUUGGCAGACCACGUAAUAAAUGAAGCUAACCCUAUUAGAGGGGACUCUGCAAUGCAUGAAGAAGGCCUAUGGACGUGGGCAUCAAUUUCUUCGAUACGGCGGAGAGGUAAGGAUAUUUUGGUGCUGUAA
Messenger RNA from Paracoccidioides lutzii Pb01, 258 nucleotides. RefSeq lists its product as hypothetical. The record is from RefSeq and is a predicted model, not a curated record. The coding region runs from base 1 to 258 and encodes 85 amino acids. The transcript is spliced from 3 exons.